AUGACCACAGAGCCGUGUCCUGAGAGACUUCUGGGACAGGAGGGGAGGAAAGCGUGUCCUCGGUCCUGCAGAGCUGACAGAGACUGUGCCAGCAAGCGCCAGUGUCUGUGUGACGGCCAGUGUGGUCUCAGCUGUGUGGCUCCAGGUCGUACUUGUCCCUGGCCUCUUCCCCCGAGUGAAACCUCAGAAGCGCGCCUCCUCUCUCCCACUCCGGCCUUCUCCGCCCUGCUGGAGGUGCGCUGCAGGCCUGGCCUCACGUCGCCCAGCGGCUCAGAUGUCGCUGUUCGCCGUUGUCAAGGCGACCGGCAGUGGAGUGGGGAUGAACCCAUCUGCACAGAGACUCGGUCACCUGAACGUGCCCCUGCUCAAACGUGCCCUCUGCCGGCAGAGGUGACCGACACCUUCAGCAUCCACGGCGACACCUCUGCGGGGGCCUCGAUCCGCUACAGCUGCCUGUCUGGGGCAGAAAUGGUCGGGACGAGUGAAAACUUCUGCCAGGAGGAUCAAACCUGGCGUUUUGCUCACCCCGUGUGUAAAAAGAUGUUCUGCCAGUCCCCGCAGGAAGUGGAGCAGGGCUACGUGGUUGCUGUGCAGAAGGCUGAGUACGAGGUGGGAUUUGACAUCCACUAUCUAUGCAGGAAGAACUACCUGCUGGACGGACCCCAGAAGAUCACCUGCCUGUCAAACGGCAGCUGGAGCGCAUCGCCGCCAUAUUGUAGAGCUCGCUGUGUCAUCCCUGCUGAGAGGAGCCGCGUGGUGAUCGGUGGAGUCAAGCGUUGGCCGUUUGAUGUUACCGACGCCAUGGUCCCCCACCGGGAAAGUGUGACAUUUUUCUGCAAACAUCCCCGGAAACAGUGCAGCUUCACGGCAGCGCAGACCUGCUUUGACGGGAGGCUGCACACACCAGGAUGCUACCUUGAGCCCACAUGGUUGCAGUAUAAACUCUUCCCUCAUCGGCUCGUCUCGGAAAUCAUGGCGUGUGAGCCCGGUGAUGUGGAGUGACGACAUCGUUUCAAUCUGAACACACCAGCUUCACUGGGACCCCUCUGCAGUUUCACCGCCGCUUCAUGCGCUUUGAUUAGAUGUGGUCUGCGGGAUGCCAGUUAGAUUUAUUUUUACAGCUAAUGUGAAUUAGUGGUAUGAACUCAUGUAGUCGAGG
Messenger RNA from Nematolebias whitei (Rio pearlfish), 1159 nucleotides. RefSeq names its product ntl-dependent gene 5 (gene ntd5). The transcript is spliced from 7 exons. The record is from RefSeq and is a predicted model, not a curated record. Lineage: Eukaryota; Metazoa; Chordata; Actinopteri; Cyprinodontiformes; Rivulidae. Gene Ontology annotation, cellular component: extracellular region. Gene Ontology annotation, molecular function: peptidase inhibitor activity. The coding region runs from base 1 to 1002 and encodes 333 amino acids.